Messenger RNA from Oryza sativa Japonica Group (Japanese rice), 2495 nucleotides. Its product is annotated as glucan endo-1,3-beta-glucosidase 6. The record is from RefSeq and is a predicted model, not a curated record. Gene Ontology annotation, cellular component: plasma membrane. NCBI's taxonomy places the organism in Eukaryota, Viridiplantae, Streptophyta, Magnoliopsida, Poales, Poaceae. Gene Ontology annotation, biological process: carbohydrate metabolic process. Gene Ontology annotation, molecular function: hydrolase activity, hydrolyzing O-glycosyl compounds.
UUUUUUUGUUUUGUUUCUCCUACACCUGGCAAGCCUCUCCUCCUGGAAAUGCUGGUGAUGAGUCAACUGUCCAUUACUUAUUGCUGUGAUCUUCCUGUAGGUUACUACUACCUACUAACCUGGCACUCACCUGAUCUCAACCUAGGGCAUCACAACCUCCACUUGUGGUGACCUAUUAAUGCCUCCUCCUCCUCCUGUCCCUGUCAUGUCAUGCUCUUGUUCCUGUGAGGCUGUGAUCAGUGCAGACAGCUUCUUCUGCUACCCCCCACAAGCUUCCUCAAAGAAGAGAUCGGCCACCAUUUUGUGGUCUCAUUUCUGAGCUCCCUUUUUGUUUCCUGAUUGCUGGUGUUUGAUUCCUGUUUUUUUUUGGCACAAGGAAAUUUUCUCUGAAUUUCAGUUAGUUUGAGGUCUCUGAAUUUGCCUGCUGAUUGCUGUGUAUUUUCCUCACUUCUCUUGUUCCAUUUCAGCUGUUCUUGGUACACUUGGCACUUGGCUGUGUACCAAGAACAAAUCAGAUUCCACAUAUAUAUAAGUUCUUUCUUGAUCGAUCAAUCUUUCCUCUAACCUUUUGGUGUGUCACAAGGUUUGAGGCUGUUGAUGAUCAUCUCCAAGAAUCAAACAUACCCACUCUCCCAGCCUUUUCUGACCGAUUCCUGAUCCAAGAUUAACACCACACACAAUCCACAAAAUCCCCAAAAGUAUCCCAAGAAACACCUCAUUUCUUGAUCAGAACUACACUCUGCAGAAGCAAAAUGGCGCCGGCGCCGCUCGCCGGCGGCAGGCUGGUGCUGGUGGUGGUGGUGGCGGCGGCGUGCAUGGCGCGGUGGUCGGAGGGGAUCGGCGUGAACUGGGGCACGCAGCUGAGCCACCCGCUGCCGGCGAGCACGGUGGUGCAGCUGCUCAAGGACAACGGGUUCGACAGGGUGAAGCUGUUCGACGCCGAGGACGGCAUCCUGGCGGCGCUCAAGGGGUCGGGCAUACAGGUGAUGGUCGGCAUCCCCAACGACAUGCUCGCCGACCUCGCCGCCGGCGCCAAGGCCGCCGACGACUGGGUCGCCACGAACGUCUCCAACCACGUCAACAACGGCGUCGACAUCAGGUACGUAGCCGUCGGGAACGAGCCGUUCCUGGAGACGUUCAACGGGACGUACCUGAACACGACGUUCCCGGCGAUGCAGAGCGUGCAGGCAGCGCUGAAGAAGGCCGGGCUCGCCGACAAGGUGAAGGUGACGGUGCCGCUCAACGCCGACGUGUACCAGUCGCCGACGGGGAAGCCCUCCGACGGCGACUUCCGCGCCGACAUCCACGGCCUGAUGCUCACCAUCGUCCAGUUCCUCGCCGACACCGGCGCGCCGUUCGUCGCCAACGUGUACCCGUUCAUCAGCCUCUACAAGGACCCCAACUUCCCGCUCGACUACGCCUUCUUUCAGGGCUCGUCGGCGCCGGUGGUGGAUGGUGGCGUGACGUACCAGAACACGUUCGACGCCAACCACGACACGCUGGUGGCGGCGCUGCGGCGGAACGGGUACCCGAACGUGUCCAUCAUCGUCGGCGAGGUCGGGUGGCCGACCGACGGCGACGCCAACGCGAACCCGCAGUACGCACGACAGUUCAACCAGGGGUUCCUCACCCACAUCGCCUCCGGCCAGGGCACGCCACUCCGGCCUGGCCCCGUCGACGCCUACCUCUUCAGCCUCAUCGACGAGGACCAGAAGAGCAUCGAGCCGGGCAACUUCGAGCGCCACUGGGGCGUCUUCUACUACGACGGCCAGCCCAAGUACCCUCUCAGCCUUCGCGGCGGCGGCAACGGCAAUGGCAAUGGCAGCACGCUGAUGCCGGCGAAGGGUGUGACCUACCUGCAGCGGCGGUGGUGCGUGAUGAAGCCGUCGGCGAGCCUCGUCGACCAGAAGGUCGGCGACGGCGUGAGCUACGCGUGCGGGCUCGCCGACUGCACAAGCCUCGGGUACAAGACGUCGUGCGGCGGCCUCGACGCCAAGGGGAACGUGUCGUACGCGUUCAACAGCUACUACCAGGUGAACGACCAGGACGACCGUGCCUGCGACUUCAAGGGCAUCGCCACCACCACCACUGUCGACCCCUCUGCCGGGUCAUGCCGCUUCAUCAUCGAGAUUGCGCCCACCGCCAACGGCGUCGCCAUGGCGGCAACAGUUAGGGUCGCCGGCGUCAUGGCUGCCAUCCUCGCCGUGUUCAUACACUUGGUGGUGCCCGUGUUCUGAAUGGCUCCAACAUCCUUAGCUUAUCCUCUUAAUCAUCAUGUAUUUAUCUCUUGUUUAAUUUAAUUUAAACACGAAAAAUAGUUGUUUUUGUUUAUCUUGUUUAUCGCCUCGCAUCCUGCAUUCAAAUAUUAUCGGACGUGCUCCCCGCGUACCAAUCACAGUAGUUAGAUUUGUUUUAAAAUUUUUACAAGUGAGGAAGAAAAAAAAUCACAGCACAUGUACAUGAGAGAGGAUUCGGUCCUAUGACUUUUUUUUUUA